This is a messenger RNA of Silurus meridionalis, 2444 nucleotides long. RefSeq names its product UDP-Gal:betaGlcNAc beta 1,3-galactosyltransferase, polypeptide 4 (gene b3galt4). Gene Ontology annotation, cellular component: membrane. The coding region runs from base 501 to 1601 and encodes 366 amino acids. The transcript has 2 exons. The record is from RefSeq and is a predicted model, not a curated record. Gene Ontology annotation, molecular function: N-acetyl-beta-D-glucosaminide beta-(1,3)-galactosyltransferase activity. NCBI's taxonomy places the organism in Eukaryota, Metazoa, Chordata, Actinopteri, Siluriformes, Siluridae.
GAUGGCGCAAAAACCUACACAAACAAUUUGCAGACCACCCAGUUUUAACACAAAAAAUUCUGUAACCGCUUGCACACCAUCUUUUUGCUAUUAUUGGAUGGGUUCGAUACGUUUCUCGUGUCUUCGAGAAAUCAGAAUGCAUUUGAGAUGGAUAAUCAGUUUUUAGUCCUGGACACUGAGAUUCCCCUACAUCGUGAGUCUGGUUUUAUUUUAUAGGCGAUUUUAUGGAACUGCACGCUGGAGACGAGAAGAUAAGUUUCAGUCCAAAUAACGGGACGGAUGUUGCGUGUGUUGGAUGUAUUACAAAGAAAAGGCGGGCUUUCGUUGUUGAAGAUACGCUGCUGCACUAAUUUGCCUGUGCAAAUGCUUUCAGAAUAUUUUUGGUUGUAACCUUCGACGCCAGGAACCUUUCUGACCAACUUUAGAAACCCGAGUGAGUACUGAGAAAAUCAAAAGAGAAACAUUUCAGAUGAUUUGUGGCUGAACGCGCGACUGCAGGAAUGGUGAUCCGCGGCCUGUGGGUUUGUAAAAUCCGUUUGGUGAAACACUUCGGCCUGGCCCAACUCCUCAGCUUUCUGGUCUUUGCCUGCCUUUUUGCAGCUCUCUUCAUUGACUACAUUGAGUUAUGGGUCACUUCUCUGAAAAUGAACGGAGUCGGGGGUUCCCAAGGAGGAAUUCUUCCACAGAGCGUGCCCCCUACACGUCCAGAAGAAUACCUCCUCAUGCCGAGUCCGCUUGUUUGCCAGCGCGCAAAGCCCUUCCUCAUUACAAUGGUGACCUCGGCUCCUGCUAACCAGAAAGCUCGUCAAGCGAUCCGUGAUACCUGGGGUGGUGAAGUGCAAGUUCGAGGGUAUCGGAUCAUGACUUUGUUCAUGGUGGGGCAGGUAUCGGAUCCUGUUCUGACCAAGCAGCUGACCGAUGAGGCACGGGAACACGCAGAUCUGGUGCAGGGUCGCUUUCUGGAUUCCUAUGCUAAUCUGACCUUAAAGACCUUGUCUAUGUUAGCUUGGGCCCGGCGCUUUUGCCCUGAAGCUCGCUUUUUAGCCAAGGUGGACGAUGAUGUGAUGUUCAACCCUAGUGCAUUGCUCCAAUACAUCAACGUGAACUGGGGGGCACCAGAGCAGGAGCUUGAAGAAAUUUACCUCGGUCGGGUUCACUUGAGGGUUGCACCGGAUCAUAAUCCAACCAGCAAGCACUUUUUUUCUAAAGAUGCUUUCCCAGGUGCCGUCUUUCCUGAUUACUGCAGCGGAACCGCGUACGUACUUUCCCGCCCUGCUGUCCUUAAGCUCUCUCUGGCAGCUGCUGCAACACCGUUGCCAAAGCCCCUGCCUCCUGAAGAUGUGUUUGUAGGUUUGUGUGCCCACACCGCUGGCGUCGCUCCCACCCACAGCCCGCUCUUUUCUGGAGGACCACCUGUACCGUACGCACGCUGCUGUUACCAGGCCAUGGUGUCUGUCCAUCAUACUAAACCUGAGGAAAUGCUCCACUACUGGGCAGACAUGCAUUCCAAAGCUCCCUGCUCCUGGGUGGGAGUCCGGACUUCACUUGGGAUUUGUAAAUUCAGAGCGCUUGUAGGACACGUUUUAUGGCCUGUAUUUUAAAGAUAAAGUCAUGGAGAGCCAAUAAAGAUUCUGCAGUAUUUCUUAGAGAAAUGUGUGCAAAGCCUUGUAAAACAUUACAAUGGAACAAUCAUAACAAACUACCAUGUAUAAUUGUUUUAUGGCUGUAUCUCAAUAGUGUGCCAGUUGUCAAAUAUUUGAAUGUUUGUGAUAUUUAUUAUGCUUUUUGUGCAAGCACUUGGUAGUGUUUAGUGCGUCCAAAACACUCCAUAAGCAUCAUACACUCUGUUCGUUACUAUGACGUAAUCUGAAUUCAAAGUUUAACAACGCAAAGUUAAUCCGCACCUGAAGUGAGCUUGCUGGGCAUGACCACUGUCUUUAAACUGUCCUAGAUUUAUACGUUUAAAAAACGUCAGUAACAUAUGUGUUCGUUGGGACUUAUUUAUUAUUUUUAUUUAAACUAUCAUGUUUGCAAGAGUGCACUGGACAUUGUACAAACUUGAGCAUCGAACUUUUAUGACUUUGCUCUCAAACCUGGUCUUCCAAAGGAAUAUCUGGCCUUAGUAUGCAACCGCAUACUGAAAGAUUGAACAAAGAACUUGGAAUGAUUUUGACAAGAUUGUGAAUAUUUGUAAGUGGAACUUUUACAUCGUUAAAUUGCCGUUAUUUAUAUACAUGAAUGCAGUGCGUAUUUAAAAAUGUUUUUCUCGUUGUAUUGGCUGAUACACAAAGUUUAAUGUGACCCAACAUGACUGGGAGACAGAUGCUAAUCGACAAGUCUGUAAAGCAUAGCAGAGGGUAGUUGGUUGUAGUUUUGCACCAUUAUACUUGUACUCUUUCUGUGUAAUAUCAAAUAAAUCUAAAGCUUAGUAAGUAUAAAACACA